Messenger RNA from Gossypium raimondii (Peruvian cotton), 3448 nucleotides. RefSeq lists its product as uncharacterized. The coding region runs from base 104 to 3166 and encodes 1020 amino acids. The record is from RefSeq and is a predicted model, not a curated record. NCBI's taxonomy places the organism in Eukaryota, Viridiplantae, Streptophyta, Magnoliopsida, Malvales, Malvaceae. Gene Ontology annotation, cellular component: gamma-tubulin complex; centrosome; equatorial microtubule organizing center. Gene Ontology annotation, molecular function: gamma-tubulin binding; microtubule minus-end binding. The transcript is spliced from 15 exons. Gene Ontology annotation, biological process: meiotic cell cycle; microtubule nucleation; cytoplasmic microtubule organization.
UUGAAGACUGCCUACGACACUCUUUGAUUCCAACAGAAUAUGUCCUUGUUUUUGGGUUCAAAUCCUUAGUAUUUCUUUAACUUUCCGAUACUGCAGGUUUAUAAUGAAAACUACGAGUAAUUCAAUCAAUUCAAACCCAGAAGCUUCUCAAAGUUUAAUCAACAAAAUCUACGGCGUUUUCUCAAACAAUGACGCCCGAUUUUCGUUCCCGAUUUCGUCUUCCAGGACUACCGAAAUGGAGUUGGUUCGAGGCGUUGUUCGAAUGUUGCAAGGCUUCUCGGGUUCCUUGUUUUCUUGGGACGAAAAGGGGCGGCGAUUUUGCGUCAGAAAUGGGAUUUACGUCCCCCAUUUGUCUCAGUCAAGCUUGGCCGUAAUCCUCAACCAAUUCAUGUACGCCGCUACGUCUCUUGAACUUGUGCAAAUUGCGGUUUCUAAAGUGGAAUCGCAGCUUAGAUCUCCUCCUCCCACUUUGAGAGCUUUUGCUUCCUCAGUUUCUUCUUGGCUCAAGAGGUUGCGUGAUAUUGCUUUGAACGAAGAAACGAAGAUCAGUAGUUCAAAUGCGGGAUCUACGCUGACCUUGCUGGGAUUAACAAGUUCUUUAUCAAGCCUUUGUUCAGGUGCUGAAUAUCUUUUGCAAAUAGUUCAUGGAGCCAUUCCCCAAGCAUACUUUGAGCCCACUUCAAAUAUUUCAGCUGCUGACAUUGCUACUUAUAUCCUUGACUAUCUCUAUAUAAAGCUUGAUGAAGCCUGCCUCGUACAAGGUGGUGAGGGGGAUGAAUAUAAGAUGUUGAUUCAUAUAUUUGUCGGAAGCUUACUACCAUACAUUGAGGGUCUUGAUUCUUGGCUUUUUGAAGGGACACUGGAUGAUCCUUUCGAGGAGAUGUUCUUGUAUGCUAAUAAAGCAAUCUCAGUUGAUGAGCCUGAGUUCUGGGAAAAGAGUUGUUUACCAAGGAUAAUGCAAAAUUACAAUCUAAAAGUUGACCCCUCUGCCCCAAAUUAUAGCCAUGAUUAUGUACAUGGGAUGAGUGACAAAAAGGAAACUACUGAAAAGGAGUUUGUUUCUACAUCUGGUUCUGUGAAAGGAAAAGAACAAAACAGUAGAGACCUUAUAGUGUGUCCUUUAUUUAUUAAGGACAUAGCAAAGUCCAUUGUUUCUGCUGGGAAAUCAUUGCAGCUGAUCCGUCAUGUUCCUAUGGCAUCAACAGUGCCUUCUUGCAAAAAUAGUGAUAAAGUAGAUGAUGGUUCUGGGAAUUAUAAUGAUUGUGAUAUAAAUAAGAUGAACCAUUGGCAGGGCAUGGCAGGGGUAACUUUAGCUGAAAUCUUUUGUGUGUCUUUAGCAGGCCUUUUAGGCCAUGGUGAUCGUAUCUCUCGAUAUUUCUUCGAAGGUGACCAAUACAAAGCAGAGACUAUUUCUUCCUUGUCUGCAUGUAUGAAAGAACAGAUUAUGGAAUCUGGUACUGAUGGAGCCUUGCCACCUUCAACAUACUCAGAGAAAAUCUGGUAUAAGUUCUUAGUUAACUCAUUGUUAAAGAAAGAGGUUUUAGAUAUAGAGCCUGCAGAUGAGGAUUCUUGUUGUUUCCCUGAUAUAAAAGCAGAAAAUGUGAUUGUCGGAAUUGAAAAUAAAUAUUUGUCCCAAAGAUCUUUUUGUCCUGAAAAUCCAGUCAUUACUGUUUGUCAAACAUUGCUCGACAAGAACAGGAAUUCAUGGGAGGCACUGAACUUAUCACAAAAGUUUUGCUUACCCCCUUUAAAUGAUGAAUGCUUAAGAAAAGCUGUUUUUGGAGAAAAAAGUGAGAAUGUUUCUGGACCUCAUGGAACCAACUAUAUGUUUGGUUUCCAGUUUAGUGAAUCUGAACAUCUUCGUGCCCAGCAUGACACUAAGUUAUUGGAAGUUUUGUUACCCUUUCCUACUCUUCUUCCUUCUCUACAGGAUAAUAUCAGCAUGUCAAAGCUCUUGCCUUUCCAGAAGAAUAGCACCCUUUCGUCAAGUGUACUUAGCUGGAUUCAAACUGUUCAACCAAGAAUUAGCCCACUUCCUACAGUUAUUAUGCAGGAAUGUCUCACUGUGUACAUCAAGAAGCAGAUGGAUUAUAUUGGCUGCCUUAUUCUGUCAAAGUUAAUGAAUGAUUGGAGAUUAAUGGAUGAGCUCGCAGUGCUGCGUGCCAUAUACUUGUUAGGUUCAGGUGAUUUGAUGCAACACUUUUUAACAGUGAUAUUUAAUAAGUUAGAUAGAGGAGAAACCUGGGAUGAUGAUUUUGAGUUGAACACAAUAUUACAGGAAUCUAUUAGAAACUCAGCUGAUGGUUCGCUAUUGAGUGCACCGGAGGCUUUGGUGGUGUCCAUUUCCAAGACUCAUGGUUUUGAUAGUGAUGAGCUAAGUAAUACAGCUACUGUUGGUUCAACUCCUCGUAAAAUUCGUUCACAAAGCUAUGGAAUUGAUGGCCUUGAUUCUCUGAAAUUCACUUACAAGGGCUCUUGGCCUCUUGAACUGAUAGCUAAUUCAGAGGCAAUUAAGAAGUAUAAUCAGGUCAUGGCAUUCUUGCUGAAGGUCAAGCGGGCAAAGUUUGCACUUGAUAAAGCUCGGAGAUGGAUGUGGAAGGAUAAAGGCACUGUAAGAAACAGCCGCAAGCACCAUUGGUUAGUGGUGCAAAAACUCCUUCACUUUGUUGAUGCUUUUCACCAAUAUGUGAUGGACAGAGUGUAUCAUAGUGCAUGGCGUGAACUUUGUGAAGGAAUGGCAGCAGCUGGGUCUCUAGAUGAGGUUAUAGAAGUACAUGAGGCCUACUUAUUAUCAAUUCAUCGGCAAUGCUUUGUGGCUCCAGAUAAGCUGUGGGCUUUGAUUGCAAGCCGAAUCAACAGCAUUCUUGCACUAGCUCUGGACUUUUACUCCCUACAACAGACUUUAAGCAGUGCUGGAGCAGUUUCUGCAAUUAAGGCCAGAUGUGAAAUGGAAGUAGGCCGGGUUGAGAAGCAGUUUGACGAUUGCAUUGCUUUCCUUCUUAGAGUCCUGUCUUUCAAGCUCAAUGUGGGGCACUUUCCUCAUUUGGCUGAUCUGGUUACUAGAAUUAAUUACAACAAUUUCUACAUGUCUGAUGGUGGAAAUUUGAUGACUGCCCCUAGCUCUGAAACUGCCGCUGCAAGACCUGGGAAGGCCUUUGCAAGUUGAACACAAUACAGUUGAUUCUGUUACUUACGGUGCCUGAUCUCCAAACCAGGUACGAUCAAGGCAAUUUGAAUGAUAAGUCUCUAAAGCUGCUCAUACAUAUGAUCUUUGAGUUUGUUAUAUACAAGGUGAGUUUAAAGAAAUCGGGGGCUAAAGUCUUUGCACCUAAAUUUGGAGUUGAUCAACCGUCUGCCUUUGCAGUCUGAUUGUUCAGUUUGUAAUUGAAAUCCUGGUAUAAAAAGUACCAUGUUUCCGUUAUAUUUCAGGUUGAUGAUGUUUUGUUGA